Xiphophorus maculatus (southern platyfish) is the source of this 2950-nucleotide messenger RNA. It is a transcript of the gene snx9b, whose product is annotated as sorting nexin 9. Gene Ontology annotation, cellular component: cytoplasmic vesicle; plasma membrane. Gene Ontology annotation, biological process: intracellular protein transport; cleavage furrow formation; mitotic cell cycle. The coding region runs from base 317 to 2161 and encodes 614 amino acids. Gene Ontology annotation, molecular function: phosphatidylinositol binding; protein binding. The record is from RefSeq and is a predicted model, not a curated record. The transcript has 19 exons. NCBI's taxonomy places the organism in Eukaryota, Metazoa, Chordata, Actinopteri, Cyprinodontiformes, Poeciliidae.
UCUCUCUAUCUCAGGUCACUCCCUCCUCCGCGCUGUCAGCAGCAGCUCCUUACGCGGUUCAAACUUAGCUCUUUCGCUCCGAAUCUGCUCCGUCGUCACUUUUCUUUAGUUCUCGCCUGUUUUUUUAAAAGCUUUAAACUGUUUUUAGUCGUUUGCUGAGGACUGUGACGCGAAGACUCGCGGAAGGGAGGACUUGUCGAGUUUUCUUCGCCAGCAGCAGUUGAAGAGCAGCGGGGGGAGAUGACCAGCUGAGGACUGGGAAUCUUAAAAAAAAACACGGGGCCUGUUUCUGUAAUGAUUGAUCAAUGCUGCCACAAUGGCGUUAAAGGCACAGGUUUUAUAUGACUUCGCCGCUGAGCCCGGCAACAAUGAGCUGACAGUGAGAGAAGGCGAGACAAUCACUAUCACCAAUAAGGGUAUUGGAGGGGGUUGGAUUGAAGCACAGAAUUCAAGAGGAGAAGUUGGACUGGUGCCUGAAGAUUACAUUGAGUUCAAAAAUGAAUUUCCUGCAUUUCCAGCAGCAUCGACGGCACCCCCUUCAAAUGCAGAAAACGUCGCAUAUCAGGACCUUUCUGUCUUUGAUGCAUUUGCACCUCUAUCAACAGCUGCACAAUACCAGGUGGAAUCUGGGGCUUUGAAUCCCGUUCCAGACACCCCAGACACCCCAGUUACCCCUUUCUUCCCGUCCCCCGAGGAGGCCAGCAAUGGUAAUGAUCCCUGGUCAGCAUGGAAUGCAGACCCUUCAGGGGGCACAAGCAACAACUGGGCGUCUAAUCCAGAGGGCACUCAGACUGGGAAGAGUGCUGCUGACCCCUGGGGCAAUGUAUCACAGGGUCACCCUCAGGCUUACCAAGGCCCAGCGGCAGAGGAUGAUGAGUGGGAUGAUGAAUGGGAUGACAUGAAAUCAAGUGCCGUCUACACAGAAUCUGGGGAAGCUGGUGGAAUACAGAGAGGAGGAAUGCAUGCUUCGUCAAUGAAAAUAUCCCUCAAUAAAUUUCCAGGAUUCUCCAAGUCUGGUCCUGAGCUCUACCUUCUGUGUAAACAGAUUGCAAAAGGGAAAGACAAGCUGUCAAUAUACGUGGGUGAGGUUGGUCCUGUAUGGUCUUACCCAGAAACCCAGAUAGACUGCAUCGUAGCUGAUCCCAAGAAAGGAUCCAAGAUGUACGGCCUCAAGAGCUACAUAGAGUACCAAAUCACACCCAAUACAACAAACCGACCUGUCAAUCAUCGAUACAAGCACUUUGAUUGGCUCUAUGAGAGACUCCUGGACAAAUUUGGGUCGGCCAUUCCAAUUCCCUCUUUGCCAGACAAGCAGGUGACAGGGCGUUUUGAGGAGGAGUUUAUUAAGAUGCGCAUGGAGCGGUUGCAGGGUUGGAUGUCCAGGAUGUGCAGACACCCUGUUAUUUCUGGCAGCGAUGUGUUCCAGCUUUUCCUCACAUACAAAGAUGAAAAGGACUGGAAGAUGGGGAAGAGAAAAGCCGAAAAAGAUGAGACGGUUGGAGUGAUGAUCUUCACCACAAUCGAGCCAGAAGCUGCAGACCUGGAUCCUUCAGAAGUGGAGCAGAAAUGUGAGCAGUUCAGUAAGUUUACCAAAGCCAUGGACGACAGCGUGAAGGAAAUCCUCACUGUGGGAAACGAGCACUGGAAGAGAUGCACAGGACCUCUGCCAAAGGAAUACCAGAGAAUAGGAAAAGCCUUGCAGAACCUCUCUACUGUCUUCACAAGCAGUGGAUACCAAGGUGAGUCGGCUCUAACCGAUGCCUUGACGGCAGCUGGAAAGACCUACGAGGAGAUAGCCCAGCUGGUGGCAGAGCAGCCUAGGAAAGAUCUUCACUUCCUCAUGGAGACCAAUAAUGAAUAUAAGGGUCUCCUUGGAUGCUUCCCAGAUACCAUUGGGGUCCAUAAGGCAGCUAUAGACAAGGUGAAGGAAGGGGACAAGCUGGUGGCUGCCAACAAAAUUACCACUCCCGACAAAGUAGCCAUGUCCAAACGUCUCAGCACCAUGUCUUACACUUUACAAGCUGAAAUGAACCACUUCCAUAGCAACCGUAUCUACGACUACAACCGGGUCAUGCAGCAGUACCUGGAGGAGCAAGUCAAGUUUUACGAGACGAUUGCUGCAAAGCUGAAACAAGCUCAUGGUCAGUUCACUACAAUGUGAGAGCAGUCUCACACUACAAGACACAACGUUUAAUCAAAUCCUGCCAAAAGUUCUUUUGCUUGCGUUGCAUCUUUACUCUCUCACUCUACAAUUAAAAUUUCACUUCUGUAUUUCUUGCACGCUGACCCCAUCUCUUCUUCCACUGACUUUGCCAACAGUUACAGCUUAUUUUGUUGCUUUCCUCCACCGGCUUAUGCACAAAUAAUGAGUGCAAGAGCUGGAAGGUUUCAGUAUUUAGGGUUUUCAGGAAAAGCAGUGUUGACGGAUUAAAUACGACACACUCUGUCCAAGGUCCGCAGCUUGUAACACAGGAUGUCAACAUCCUAGCUGCACUUUGAGCAGCCAUGAUUUCUUUCAUUUUACACGAGUUAAACAGCAUUAAUGCCAACUUUGCAAUUUGCAGUCACGCACUGAGGUUUCGUCUACAAAAACCAAAGCUGUUCUCUACUGUCACAAUCACAUAUAAAAGCUUUACUACACAUUUCUCAGCUGACUGCAGAUUUAUUUGAGUCAUUGCUUUUGUUUCAUGUAAAUGUUCAUCAGCUUGCUGAGCCAAAGCAGGGGUUCAGCAAAGCCAAAGGCAGAUUGUACGUCCUCUGCAAUUUCACUGCUGGCAGUGCCUUACUCGAUUUCAUCCUGCGCUUCCUCAAAAGCUAACAGGAAACUCCACCUCCUUCCUGCGUGACACACAUUUUUUUCCCCUUUUAGAAACUAGAGAUGCUGUUUGGACCUACUGUUAAGCCUCACUUCACACUCUGUCAAGAACCAAAAUGUGCAGUGAGAAAAAAA